Messenger RNA from Pleuronectes platessa (European plaice), 8202 nucleotides. RefSeq names its product protocadherin Fat 4. Gene Ontology annotation, cellular component: catenin complex; adherens junction; plasma membrane. Bases 1 to 8202 code for a protein of 2733 amino acids. Gene Ontology annotation, biological process: cell morphogenesis; homophilic cell-cell adhesion; adherens junction organization. The transcript has 13 exons. Gene Ontology annotation, molecular function: calcium ion binding; cadherin binding. The record is from RefSeq and is a predicted model, not a curated record. Lineage: Eukaryota; Metazoa; Chordata; Actinopteri; Pleuronectiformes; Pleuronectidae.
AUGGACACGGCCGUGCAGAGAUCCCACGUCUCCCACAUCCCUGCAGCGUCUCUGCAAAGUGCCUGUCUGUCUGUGGACGGCUCCUCAGACCGUGGGCGUUCUGCUGAUUUAUCCCUUUUCACCGCGCUGCCUGUUGACUGUGAGAAAACCUCUGUUUGCUCGGGUGUGUUUGGCAAACGGGCGGUGGGACAGCUCGCACCCUCGGCUCCUCCGAGGCCAUUCACGGGUUCUCCUCCUCUGAGCGGAACGGGCACGGUGACGGUUCUGGUGGACGACGUGAACGACAAUGUCCCCGUCUUCACGUCCUCCACGUUCCACACCACCAUCAUGGAGGACGCCCCGACGGGGACGGACGUGCUGCUGGUCAACAGCUCGGACGCGGACGUGGGCGUCAAUGGAGUCAUAAGCUACAGCCUGACAGGAGGACACGGCCAGUUCUCCAUCAACCCCGCCACGGGACAGAUCAUUACCAGCUCGCUGCUGGACCGGGAGGACCGGGCCAAUUACCAGCUGCUGGUGGUGGCGACGGACGGAGGGCAGCCCGAGGGUCUGUCCAGCUCCGCCACUGUGUCCGUGACGGUGGCGGACAUCAACGACAACCCCCCACGCUUCCACCACCACCCCUACGUCACGCACAUCCCUGCCUCUACUGCAGCAGGGUCUUUGGUCUUUGCUGUGACUGUCACUGAUGAGGACUCGGGUUCCAACGCCCAGCUGCACUACUCCCUGAUGGGCCGCAACUCUGAAAAGUUCAAGAUCGACCCCGUCAGAGGAGCCAUCACCUCCAUCGAGAAGCUGACGGGGAACUCAGAGGUCACCCUCACUGUUCGGGUAAAAGACGGCGGCACUAAUCCCAAAACGGACACGACCACUGUGACCGUCCGCUUCGUGACGGGAGGAAACUUCCCCGUCAUCAAGGUGAAGGAGCACACGUUCACGUUCCCCGAGAGCCAGUCGACCAACCACGUGGUCACGACGGUGACCGGCUCGUCUAUGAGGGGAGGACCGCUGUCGUAUUACAUCGCCAGCGGAAACCUGGAUUACGCUUUCCAUAUCGACCAGCUCUCAGGCGAGCUGUCAAUCAGACACUCACUGGAUUACGAGCACAUCCAGAAGUAUGUCCUCUGGGUCGAGGCCCGAGAUCAGGGCUUCCCGCCGUAUUCCUCCUACGAGAAGUUGGAAAUAACUGUGCUGGACGUGAACGACAAUCACCCGAAGUUUGACAAGGAUCCGUUCCACGCUGAGAUACUGGAGAGCCUUUCCCCUCAGCGGGUGCUGAUGGUGUCGGCUGUCGAUCUGGACAGCGGGCCCAACGGACAGCUGGAGUACGCCAUCAUCGACGGCAACAAGGAGAAUAGUUUCAACAUCAAUCGGGCGACUGGUGAAAUCCGGAGCACCAGGCCGCUGGAUCGAGAGAAAGUGGCUCAGUACACUUUGAAAGUCAAAGCCACCGACCGCGGGUUGCCGCCUAAGAACACGGCAGUGAAAGUGAUAAUCAGCGUUCUGGACGUGAACGACAACGCCCCGAGGUUUUCCAAAAUCUUCAGUGCGACAGUGGCUGAAAACGCCCCGGCGGGUUACACUGUCACCAGAGUCACCACCACCGAUGAGGACGCCGGUUCAAACGCCAUCAGCCGAUAUUCCAUCACAGACACGAGCCUCCCAUUCAACAUCAACCCGAGCUCGGGCGAUAUAACCAUAAGCAGACCGCUCAACCGAGAAGACACCGAUCAUUACAUCGUCAAAGUGUCGGCCCACGACUCCGGUUGGACGGUGAGCACAGACGUCACCAUAUUCGUCACAGACAUCAACGAUAACGGCCCCAGGUUCAGUCGUCCAUCUUACUACCUGGACUACCCUGAGCUCACUGACGUGGGCGCCCUGGUGACACGGGUGUCCGCCACGGAUCCCGACGAAGGUUCCAACGGCAGAAUUUUCUAUUUCAUCCGGUCUCAGUCAGAGUAUUUCAGAAUCAACGCCAGCUCUGGAGAGAUAUUUGUGAAGCAACAGCUAAGAUAUCAAAACUCCACGGGUGCCAGUAGCAUAAAUAUCAAUCGCCACAGCUUCAUUGUCACCGCAUCCGACCGGGCGGUGAAGCCUCUGCUGAGCGAGACAACGGUAAUUGUAAAUAUUGUCGACAGUAACGAUAAUCCGCCUGAGUUCGAUUCCCUCAGCUACUUUACCCCCGUCACCAAAAGUGUGAAGGUCGGCACCAGACUGAUCAGAGUCGUGGCUCACGACAAAAAAGACUUUGGCCUUAAUUCUGAGGUGGAAUAUUUGAUAACAGGAGGAAACAGCUCGAGUAAAUUCAAACUGGAUAAAACGAGCGGGUGGAUUACCGUCGCCUCCUCCCUGACCUCUGACAUGAAGAAGACUUUCCUCAUUGAUAUCACAGCGAGUGACAGAGGAAACCCUCCCCUGUCGGCGCGGACGUCCGUGCGGAUCGUGGUCACGGAGGAAAACCACCACACGCCUGAGUUCUCACAAAGCCAAAUCUCAGCCACUGUACCGGAGAGCCUCGCUGUGGGGACAGCCAUAAGGACCCUGUCUGCUAGAGACAAAGAUAAAGAGAUGAACGGCCUUAUCACCUACAACAUUACGUCAGGUAACGACGAGGGCCUGUUUUCACUGAAUACUAAAACUGGAAUGUUAUCUCUCGCUCAGCCGCUGGACUUUGAAGAGAAGCAGCAGCACAGUCUCAGAGUUUCAGCCACUGACGGCGGCUGGAUCGCAAAAACCAGUUACGUCUCCGUCACCGUGCACGUAACUGACGUCAAUGACAAUCCUCCUGUGUUUGAUCCUGACGAGUACUUCCCCACUGUGCAGGAGAACGUUCCCAGUGGCACCACCGUGGUGAAAAUGAACGCCACAGAUCGAGAUUCAGGAGCGAACGCGGUCAUGGCGUACGUGAUACAGUCCUCAGACAGCGACCUCUUUGUUAUUGACCCAAACUCUGGCACCAUCACCACGCAGGGCUUCUUGGAUUACGAGGCUAAGCAGGUCUACCAUUUAACGUUGAAGGCCUUCAAUGUCCCAGACGAGGAGCGCUGCAGCUUCGCCAACGUCAACAUUCAGCUGAAGGGAGCCAAUGAAUACGUCCCUCGCUUUGUCUCCAAACAGUACUACUUUGAGAUCUCUGAAGCCGCUCCAAGAGGCACAGUGGUCGGGGAAGUGUUCGCCAGCGAUCGUGACCAGGGGGUUGAUGGAGUGGUUUACUACCUCAUUUUCGGGAAGAGCAGAAGAAAAGGCUUUGGCAUCAACAAGAAAACAGGUCAGAUCUACGUCACGGGUACUUUGGACCGUGAGAAAGAGGAGAAGAUUUCACUGAAGGUGUUGGCCAAGAACGCGGGGAGCAUCCGCGGAGCAGAUAUCGAUGAGGUGUUUGUGAACAUCACGAUUCUCGACGCCAACGAUCCUCCCGUGUUCACCCAGGAGCUGUAUGACGUGCAGGUCAGUGAAGGUCUCUCUCCCGGUGGUCUGGUUACCUUCGUGAGCGCCGAGGACUCAGACUCUGUCCCGAGCUGGAGCAGAUUUUCUUACUCCAUCUCUCCUGAGUUUGAUAAAAGUGUUUUUACUAUCAAUCCGAAGACCGGCCAAGUGUCUGUGGCUGCAGAGCUGGACCGAGAAAAGACUCCUGUGUAUAAUCUGACCAUUCUAGCUGUGGAUACUGGCACACCUCCUGCAACCGGCAGCUCCACAGUUAUUGUGAAUCUGGAAGAUAUCAACGAUAACGGCCCAACUUUGACAACCGCUUACGCUGAGGUCAUGGAGAACCAGAGAGCUGGCACUGCAGUCGCAACACUCACAGCCUCUGACACGGAUCUCCCCCCCAACCAAGGCCCGUUCUUAUUCAGCCUCCUCAGCUCUGGAUCUGCAAACAGCUACUUCCGCCUGAGUCCAGCCGGAGUGUUAACUACGAGUCGGGAGAUCGACAGAGAGCAGAUCAGUGACUUCUACCUCUCGGUGGUGAUCAAGGAUUCUGGCGUGCCUCAGAUGUCCUCCACAGGAACCGUCCACGUCAAAAUAAACGAUCAGAACGACAACCCGUCGGGGCCGAGGUCCAUGGAGAUCUUUGUCCACUACUUUGGAAACAUGUUUCCUGGAGGUUCCUUGGGAGACGUCAAACCCCAGGACCCUGACAUUCAGGACAGGUUCCACUGCUCCCUCAUUCCUCCGUCCUCCGGUCUGUUCAGUGUCCCGACUGGAACCUGCAACCUCAACUCUAAAGCCCGCUCAACGGACGGGACUUUUGAACUCACCGUCCGAAGCAGCGACGGCGUCCACGGCUCAGUUAGCAAUACGGCCAGAGUCCUCUUCAUGGGCUUCACUAAUGCCACAGUGGACAACAGCAUUCUCAUUCGACUCAACUCCCAGGGAGUGAACAACUUCCUCACCAACCACUACCUCAGCUUUUUACGCAUUGCCAACUCUCAGCUGGCAGGACUGGGCACCGGGGUGCUUCUGUACGGAGCAUUUGAGCUCAACAAUCAGACUUUCCUGAUGGCAGCUGUCAAACGUGGCCACGGACAAUAUGUCAACCCCAGCGGCGUGGCCACAUUCUUCCAGAGUAUCAAAGACAUUUUAUAUAGACAGAGCGGGGUGCAAAUAGAUGCGGUGGACCAUGAUCCUUGCACUCAUAACCCAUGCCAGAAUGGAGGCAGCUGCAAGCGGCGUCUCAGUGUCGGGCCUGAUAUGAAGACAGAGGAAAGUGUCCCAGUGAUCCUUGUUUCAAACCACCCCCUGCAGCCGUAUGCCUGCAGCUGCAGGCCGGGAUACACAGGCGCCCUGUGUGAGACAGACAUUGACGAGUGCCAGCCAUCGCCCUGCCACAAUGGGGGCACCUGCCACAAUCUGGUGGGAGGUUUCUCCUGCACCUGUCCUGAAGGUUUCACCGGGAUGGCCUGUGAGAGGGAUAUCAACGAAUGCCUCUCUAAUCCCUGCAAGAACGGGGCGCUGUGCCAGAACUUCCCAGGCGGAUUCAACUGUCUCUGCAAAUCCGGCUUCGCAGGCAAAACGUGUGACUCCAUCAUCAAUCACUGUGAGUGUAACCCAUGUUUUAAUGGUGGGUCCUGUCAGAAUCGGGUGGAUGGAUAUUACUGUCACUGUGCGUUCGGGGUUUUCGGAAAGCACUGUGAGCUGAACAGCUACGGCUUCGAGGAGCUCUCCUACAUGGAGUUUCCGUCCCUGGAUCCCAACAAUAACUACAUAUAUAUUAAGUUUGCAACCCUGCAGAGCAACGCGCUGCUCAUGUACAACCACGAUAACCAGACCGGAGACAAGGCGGAGUUCCUGGCGCUGGAGAUCUUCGAGGGACGGAUGCGCUUCUCCUUCAACCUCGGGAGCGGAACCUAUAAACUCAUGACCAUGAUCAAAGUCGCAGAUGGGCAGUUCCACACGGUCAUCGCCAGGAGGGCUGGGAUGGCUGCGUCUCUGACUGUGGACCUGUGUGGUGAAGACCAGGAACCAGGCUACUGUGCUGUGAGCAACGUGGCAGUGCACACUGACUGGAUCCUGGACGUGCAGCCCAACAGACUCUCGGUGGGAGGCGUCAGGUCAAUAGAACCCGUCCUUCAUCGGCGCGGUCAGAUCGCCACCCACGACUUUGUCGGCUGCAUCAUGGAGUUCGCCGUGAACGGCCGGCCGCUGGAGCCCAGUCAGGCGCUGGCAUCGCGUGGCAUCCUUGACAGAUGUCCGAGACUGGAAGGAGCCUGCACCGCCAGCCCCUGCCGACACGGUGGAACCUGCUUGGACCACUGGUCCUGGCAGCAGUGCCAGUGUGUGGACGGAUUCACCGGCAAAUUCUGUGAGAAAUACAUGUCGGCCGACACCGCCCUGUCGCUGGACGGCACCGGCCGGCUGGACUACUCCCUGAAGUCGGGCCCCAAGCGGGACGUCCUGCUCCGGCAGGCGCUGCAGGGCUCGUCCCCGGACCCGACCGGGCCCAGCAGCCUGGAGGUGAAGUUCAGGACGCGCGGCAAGAGCGGCACGCUGCUGCACGUGCAGGAGAGCAGCAACUACACCACCGUGAAGCUGAGGAACGGGAACAUCCAGUACAUCUCAGACGCCGGCCUCGGUGGGAAGGUGGAGCGGACCGUGGGCGACGCGGUGCUGUCCGACGGCCAGUGGCACACGCUCCAGCUGGUGAAGAACGGCUCCACCACUGUGCUGCAGGUGGACAACGGCCACCCCCGGGUCAUCCAGCAUCCCACGCAGGACUUCGGAGGUCUGGGGGUCGUGACCUUCUCUCUGGGAGGGAUCCCACCCGGACCUGCGCAGCAGAAAACUGGAGCAGGUUUCGAUGGCUGCUUGGCCUACGUGAAGUACAACAGGGAGAACCUGCCGUUCACCGGAGAACACAGCCUGGUGACCUUGACCAAGACCAGCUCAUCGGUCAAGAUCGGCUGCAGGGGUCCCAACCUUUGUGAGAGCAGUCCGUGCUGGGAUGGCCUGAUGUGCGUGAACCAGUGGUACACGUACCAGUGUGUCCCGCCCGGCGACUGCACCUCUAAUCCCUGCCAGAACCACGGCAGCUGUGUGCCAGAUCCCCACUCGGGUUACACCUGCGCCUGCUCCGAGUUCUACACAGGAAGGACUUGUGAGACCUUGGUGGCCUGUCUGGGUGUCCAGUGUCCUCAGGGUACCGUCUGCAAAACAGCCAACAAUGGCGGCUUUGUGUGCAGCCCCAGCCCCACGGCGGAGACCAUGGUCCUCCCCAUCUGGGCGGUGCCCGCCAUCGUUGGCAGCUGUGCCACUGUCCUUGCCUUGGUGGUCCUCAGCCUGAUCCUGUGCAACCACUGCCGGGGCCGCAACAGGACCAAAGUGCCAAAGGAACCCAAGGAGAAGAAGCCCAAGGAGAAGAAGAAGAAGAAAAAGAAGAAGGGGAGUGAGAACGUAGCAUUCGACGACCCAGAUAACAUCCCGCCGUACGGAGACGACAUGACGGUACGGAAGCAGCCGGAAGGGAACCCCAAACCGGACAUCAUAGAGAGGGAGAACCCGUACCUGAUCUACGAUGAAACAGACAUUUCCCACAACAAUGAGACGGUGCCCAGCGCCCCCUGCGCCCCCUGCAACGGCCCCGAGGCGGAUAUCGAACAUUACGACAUAGACAACGCCAGCAGCAUCGCUCCAUCCGACGCUGACAUCAUCCAGCACUACAAACAGUUCCGUAGCCACACCCCCAAGUUCUCCAUCCAGAGACACAGCCCACUGGGCUUCGCCAGGCAGUCCCCCUUACCGCUCGGAGCAACCAGCUACAACUACCAGCCGCAGUACACGCAAGCACUGAGGUCCACGCCGCUCAGCCACUCCCACUCAGCGUGCCCCACCCCCAACCCUCUGUCCAGACACUCCCCCGCCCCGUUCAACAAGCCCUCGUCCUUUUACCGCAACACGCCGACCAGAGAACUCAACCUGGCUCGCCGUGACGGCAGCCCGCUGGACCUGCACAACGACAUGUGCCAGCCACCGCCCAUGUUCAACUACGCCACCCGGCUGGGGAGGCGCAGCAAGAGUCCACAGACGAUGGCCAGUCACGGCCACACGUCCAGGCCGGGCAGCCGGCUGAAGCAGCCGAUAGAGCAGAUCCCCCUGGAGACGGGGCCGCCCGUGGGGCUGUCCAUCGAGGAGGUGGAGCGUCUGAAUACUCCACGUCCACGCAACCCCAGCAUCUGCAGCGCCGACCACGGGCGCUCCAGCUCGGAGGAGGACUGCCGCCGGCCGCUGUCCAGGGUCCGCAACCCCGCCGACGGCAUCCCGGCCCCGGAGUCCUCUUCAGAAAGUGACUCUCACGACUCCUUCACCUGCUCGGAGAUGGAGUACGACCGGGAGAAACCGGUUUCCUACAGCUCCCGCGUCCCCAAGCUCUCACAAGUCAACGAGUCAGACGCCGACGACGAGGACUACGGCGGGAGGCUGAAGCAGCGGCGUUACUCGAGUCGGAGGGCGGAGGGGGGGCCGGGUGUUUCCCAGAUGCCCCCUGGCGAGCAGCACUACACCCUGCCCCACAAACUGGGCCAGCCAGCUGGGGGCUUCAACUGGGACAAUCUGUUGAACUGGGGCCCCGGCUUCGGACAUUAUGUUGACGUGUUCAAGGACUUAGCUUUGCUUCCCGAGAACGCGGCGGCGAAAGACAUUGAAAUGAACAGUGGUGACGGUUCAGUGACCAUUUUAAACGAAGGAGAAGCUGAGCAAUAUGUAUGA